GGAUGAAAUCGAGUAUAUAUGUAGCGUUUAGACUGGUCUUAAUCUUGUCCCUGACCGUUUUAAUUAUAUUUAUAACAUAUACACACAUCGAUACUAGAUGGAGAAGGCGAUAUACUAAUAGAAUACGAAAUGUUCAACUUGAACCCAGCAGUUUGUCUUAUGAAGGAAGUUCAGAAGCAGCUGUACGAGACACAGGGGCCCGGGUUUACCACAAACAUCACACAGAAACAGUUGGCGAGGCCGAGGCCCGGAUUUACAGCACAGAGACAGUUGGCGAGGCUGAGACCCGAAUUUACCACACAGAGACAGUUGGCGAGGCCGGGGCGAAGAUUCACCACAAAUAUAACCCAGUGGAGAUUAAUCCAUUUACGCGGGAAAGUGAUGAGCAAUCCACUUUACUCAAGGAUCCGGAUUCGAGCGAUGAAACCGUAGAGAUUAAUUCAAAUAAAGCACAUCGUCAAGUCGCUGAAUAUGCUUCUGAUGAUGCCUUUAUAUCAGAUAAAAUAAACAGCCUCAACAAAUAUUUCAAUCAUUUAAACUCUGCCAACUUGAAAUCAAAAAGCAAACUUCUGAUUGUGACGUACAUGAGAAGUGGAUCAUCUUUUACCGGGGAAGUAUUACAACAUCACCCGGAUGUAUUUUAUAUGUUUGAACCGUUAUUGAUGCUGGAGAGGCAUAGAUCAUUACAUUUACCACUUCCAUUGAUGUUUAUCAAUCAACCAAGUAUCGGAGAACUAACCGAACCUUUGUAUCUCGACGAAUCCUUAAAGACCCUUGACAAUCUCUUAAACUGUAGAUUUACACUGAUGGAUAUCGCCUCGUUCUAUAACGCCCAUCUUGACCGAAGUCGAUCGACCAAACAGUUCUAUUAUUGUUCAUACAGACUUCCCGGAGUGUUCGGCAUCAUCACCUGCUUAUCGUUUCUCUACAACCAUUGCUUGAAGGCCUCCGUGACGGUUAUUAAAACAAUUAGACUACCCAUGAAAUGGGCCCCGGUGUUAAUGAUGAAGAAUCCUGGCCUGAAAGUUAUCCAUUUAGUAAGAGAUCCAAGGGCUACUCUAAGAUCACAGGCUUAUUAUGGAGGCUUUGAUCUAAAUAGUAUUGGUUUAUAUUCUAGUCGAUUUUGUCAAAGGUUAGAAAAAGAUGUUAAAAUGGCUGUAGCUCUGAAACGGCAUAAAAAUUCCGUCAUUUUAAGAUAUGAAGAUUUGAGUCGUGAUCCAAUAGGCGUAUCGCAAACGAUAUUUAAAUUUAUUGGCCUCGAUAUAACCGAUAAUGUCCAGAUACAUAUUAUAAAUAUCACCGCUUCUGGACACGAUGAACAUUGUGCCUUGUGUGUAUCUAAAGCGAACUCUGCACUCGCGUCUCAACAAUGGAGACUAAACAUGGACAUCAAUCAUGCUCGAACAGUAGACUCGAACUGUCUGACCGUAUAUAACACGUUAGGAUAUCUUCCGGUGACAACACUUCAAGAUUUUACAGAUUUAAAAAUAAGUCUGUUAAAAGAUUCUGAAAUAACCCUUUAAAGGCCGUUUUCACAAAUUGAUACGUACCAUCGUACUAUGAACGGAGUAUGACGUCAUCGCAGCCAUCUUGUAAUUUUGACGUCAUAAAACAAGCAUGUAACGUUUUAUGUUGACCGUCAUUGAAUUGACGGAAAGUUAGACUUUUUCUCGAAGAGCGUCGCUCCCAAGAAUGACAUGAACAACAUUUUAGUAACUGUCGGGGCCCAUUUCCAAAUCCAGAAAUGAAAGCGGCGUGAAACAAAAAAUGUAUUAUAUAUGCAGUCACUUUCAAUUAUUUCGCCUAGUGGACAAACUGAAGUGUCUUAUACUGAGGCCUAUUAACCCGCUAUGGAAGGGUUUCAGAUACAAAUAUAUUAAAUGCACUCACUUUCAGUUAU
Molecule: messenger RNA, 1900 nt
Organism: Patella vulgata (common limpet)
Lineage: Eukaryota; Metazoa; Mollusca; Gastropoda; Patellidae
Product: carbohydrate sulfotransferase 4
Exons: 4
Coding region: 3-1523 (506 amino acids)
Biological process (GO): sulfur compound metabolic process; N-acetylglucosamine metabolic process
Molecular function (GO): N-acetylglucosamine 6-O-sulfotransferase activity
Source: RefSeq, a predicted model, not a curated record